AUGAAGCUUUUAAAACCCAGCUGGGUGAAUCAUGAUGACAAACCAAUAUUCUCGGUGGAUAUUCAUCCAACUGGGAAGCGGUUUGCUACUGGAGGGCAAGGCGGUGACUCCGGUAGAGUCGUUGUUUGGAACUUGAACUCUGUUUUAUAUGAAGAAGUCGAAGUGGAUCCAAAUAUUCCGAAAAUGCUAUGCCAAAUGGACAACCAUUUAGCUUGUGUAAAUUGUGUCCGAUGGAGUAAUGAUGGUCGCUAUUUGGCAUCGGGUGGUGAUGAUCGGCUUGUGAUGGUGUGGGCUCUGAGUGUGGCCACAUGUGCGGCCAGCAAACAUAAGACUGAGACAUGGCGCUGUGUAUCGACUUUAAGGGGACAUGCAGGUGAUAUUCUGGAUCUGGCAUGGUCACCGUCAGAUAAAUGGCUGGCAAGUUGUAGUGUAGACAAUUCCAUUAUUAUCUGGAACGCCGAGAAGUUUCCGGAAAUGGUCUGUGUGUUGAACGGACAUACAGGUCUUGUGAAAGGUGUUGCUUGGGAUCCAGUGGGGAAAUAUUUAGCAUCACAGUCAGAUGACAAAUCACUAAGAAUCUGGAAAACAGCUGAUUGGGCGAUGGAAAAAACAAUCACAGAUCCCUUUGAAGAAUGUGGAGGUACAACCCAUGUUCUUCGUCUGUCCUGGUCUCCUGAUGGCCAGUAUGUGUUGUCAGCUCACGCUAUGAACGGGGGCGGACCCACGGCCGGGGUAGUUGAGAGGCAGGGCUGGCUCUGUGAUAAAGACUUCGUGGGACAUCGGAAGGCUGUCACUUGUGUUCGCUUCAACAGUAACAUCUUCGUGAAGGAGGGCAAGAAGUGUUGUUGCGCGGCCGUGGGGUCCAGGGACCGCGCGCUGUCCAUCUGGCUCACGUCGCUCAAGAGGCCGCUGGUUGUUAUACACGAGCUGUUCGGGAACAGCGUGCUCGACCUCUCCUGGAGCUCCGACGGCCUCAAUCUACUAGCGUGCAGUUCAGACGGGACCGUCGCCUGCAUAAUGUUCACUAACAAGGAGAUCGGAACACCGCUCACAGUCGACGAGAAAAAUUCAUUCUACGAGAAGAUCUACGGCAAACGAUUGAUGAAUGACUCGGGCGGUGACUUGUCGUCAAAUCUAUUGGUAGAAUGUCCGGAGAUUAUACUCGCGCGAGAAAAGCAAGAAACGAAGAAGGAACCCGUCAAAGAAGAAACUACGCCCAAGACUUACAAGUUCCAGCCACAGCCCCAGCCCGUAUCCUCGUCCGCGCCGCCCAUGGACCGUCAGAUAGAGACUCGCACGUCUGACGGCAAGAGACGCAUCACGCCGGUCUUCAUACCGCUCACACCCGCCGACACCAAUGAGUCUCUAGGUUCCCAGCCGGCCACUGAGAAUUGUUUCAGUACAUCCUCACAGAACAAGUCGAGAAUAAGAGUGGAGAGACGAGACGACAUCGUCAUACAUCCUAACGUUAGCAACCACGCGACCACACCUAGCGCUGACACCGGUGUAGAUAAUCGCCUGCGCAAGCGCACGUCGCCCCCCCUGCCGGGACCGCGGCUGGAGCCCGUCCCUGCCAAGCGCGGGUGCCCGUCCCCCACGCCCCGCGCGCCCGCCGGCCCGCCGCCCCCCGCCCUCGGGGCCGCCGGGCCUGUGGUGCGGGCCGCGGGGGGGCUGAGGUUACAGGUUCUAAACAAGGCCUGCAGCACGUACUUCGGCACGUUGUCUCGUCUGGAGCUCAUACCCAACAACUCCGCCUCCAACGAUCCUAUAUGGGGACACGUACUUGGUCCAACUUGUUCCCCAGUGACGUGUAUCGCGUGUGACGCUCGCUGGGCGUGCGUGUCGUGUGCGGAUGGCUCGCUGCACGCAUGGCGCCUGUCACGGACGCACGCCACACGCGCGUUACCGCCCAUCGCCCUGUCGUCGCAGGCGUCCCGCCUGUGGUUGUCGGGCGACGUGUUGUCGGUGGUGACGUCAUCAGCCACGCUGGUCGUGUGGGACCUCUCGACCGCCUCCUGCCGCGUCACGCCGCUCUGCUUCAGAAACCUGCUCUCGUCAGACGACGUGUCCGUGACGAGCUGUUCGUUGCUGAACGACAACAACCCCAUCAUCACCCUCAGCAACGGCAAGAGUUAUAUAUACUGUAUGAAGCUGUGCGCCUGGGUGAUCUGGUCGGACGCGAGUGACCCGGUCCGUCGCGCGGGCGGCGGCGUGUGUCGCGCGCCCCGCGGACCUCAACACACACAACAACCUCCAACACAGAGGACGAUCAGGACACUCGUUAGCGCGCAGUCAUCUUCGGGCGCGUCCCGCUCGUGGCUGGAGGCGCAGCUGGCCGCCUGCCUGCAUCUACGAUUGGCGCCCGACUACAGGCACUGGCUCACCGCGCUCUUUGAACAUCUACUACAACAUGGUACUGAAGAACAGAUCCGACAGAUAUUGGAUGAAAUGCUCGGCCCCAGUCACUGUACGUCCACACCCAAGAAGUGGCAGAGUACUGUACUGGGAUUCAAGAAACACGAUCUUUUAGAAGAGAUGCUGUCCCUGUUAGUGAGGCAGCUCCGCUGGCAGAGACUGUACACCGAGUAUAAUGAUCAACUUAAAGCGUUGAGAGAAACCACGCUCGUGAAUGGCUACUGA
Messenger RNA from Danaus chrysippus (African queen), 2640 nucleotides. Lineage: Eukaryota; Metazoa; Arthropoda; Insecta; Lepidoptera; Nymphalidae. The record is from the annotation of a GenBank genome assembly.